Messenger RNA from Uloborus diversus, 1864 nucleotides. It is a transcript of the gene eIF3i, whose product is annotated as eukaryotic translation initiation factor 3 subunit I-like. NCBI's taxonomy places the organism in Eukaryota, Metazoa, Arthropoda, Arachnida, Araneae, Uloboridae. Gene Ontology annotation, biological process: cytoplasmic translational initiation. Gene Ontology annotation, cellular component: cytoplasm; eukaryotic translation initiation factor 3 complex, eIF3m. Bases 88 to 1065 code for a protein of 325 amino acids. The transcript has a single exon. Gene Ontology annotation, molecular function: RNA binding; protein binding; translation initiation factor activity. The record is from RefSeq and is a predicted model, not a curated record.
AUCCGUAACUGGCACGUUGUUGAUGUGUAGAAAUUGGAGAGAAUUUUAAUAUUUUGUUUAUUUAAAGACCUUUAAGAGUAUCCAAAGAUGCGGCCAUUAAUGCUACAUGGUCAUGAAAGAGCGAUAACGCAAAUCAAGUAUAACAGAGAAGGCGACCUUUUAUUUUCAUGCUCGAAAGAUGCCAUUCCUAAUGUGUGGUAUUCCAUCAACGGCGAAAGACUCGGGACGUUUGACGGACAUAACGGCGCUGUAUGGUGCAUCGAUGUGAACUGGGAUUCCACCAAAGUGGUGACUGGUGCUGCCGAUGCUAAAUGUGGAUUUUGGGAUCUCGAAACGGGGACGUGCCUGACCAUGGUGAAUACCGAUACCUCGGUACGUACUUGCGGGUUUUCUUACUCGGGAAAGCUUCUCAUGUAUUCCACCGAUCGAUCCAUGGGCAAACAGUGCGAGAUUCGAAUCGUGGACACUCUGGAUCCGUCUCAAAUGAGCGGGAGUGGCCAGAUUUGCAGCAUACCCGUCACGGGUCACAAAGCAACGAGCGCUGUUUGGGGACCUUAUGACGAAUAUCUGCUCACUGGUCUGGACAACGGAGCCCUAGUCAAAUGGGACAUUAAAUCGUUUCAGAAAAUCGCCUCUAAACAAGAGCACAGGGAUGUCAUCAACGACAUCCAGUAUUACAAAGACCAGACCAUGUUCAUCACGGCCUCCAAGGAUCACACGGCUAAGUUGUUCGAUACGAAGACCAUGGAUCUGAUGAAGACCUACAAGACUGAGCGCCCCGUCAAUUCGGCGGCCAUUUCGCCCAUCAGGGAUCAUGUGGUUUUGGGCGGCGGGCAAGAAGCCAUGGAUGUGACGACCACCUCGGCGAGGGUCGGAAAAUUCGACGCUCGCUUCUUCCACCUGGUCUUCGAAGAGGAAUUCGCGAGAGUAAAAGAUCAUUUCGGUCCCAUCAACAGCGUGGCAUUCCAUCCGGACGGCAAAAGUUACAGCAGCGGGGGAGAAGACGGUUAUGUGAGGGUGCACGUGCUAGAUUCUCCGUAUUUUGAAUUUGAUUUUGAGUAUUGAUUUACCACGUCAGGACUGAAAACUUUUACAACUUGUUUGCUUCAGUAAUAGAAUUAUAAGUUACAAUAUUGAAUUAAAACUAUCUGAAAUGCCUGGUGUAAAAUUACAUUUCCCAUACCACGUCAGGACUGAAAACUUUUACUACUUGUUUGCUUCAGUAAUAGAAUUAUAAGUUAAAAUAUUGAAUUAAAACUAUCUGAAAUGCCUGGUGUAAAAUUACAUUUCCCAUACCACGUCAGGACUGAAAACUUUUACAACUUGUUUGCUUCAGUAAUAGAAUUAUAAAUUACAAUAUUGAAUUUAAACUAUCUGAAAUGCCUGGUGUAAAAUUACAUUUCCCAUACCUCGUCAGGACUGAAAACUUUUACAACUUGUUUGCUUCAGUAAUAGAAUUAUAAAUUACAAUAUUGAAUUUAAACUAUCUGAAAUGCCUGGUGUAAAAUUACAUUUCCCAUACCACGUCAGGACUGAAAACUUUUACAACUUGUUUGCUUCAGUAAUAGAAUUAUAAAUUACAAUAUUGAAUUUAAACUAUCUGAAAUGCCUGGUGUAAAAUUACAUUUCCCAUACCACGUCAGGACUGAAAACUUUUACAACUUGUUUGCUUCAGUAAUAGAAUUAUAAGUUACAAUAUUAAAUUAAAACUAUCUGAAAUGCCUAUUGUAAAAUUACAUUUCUCAAUUUAUAUAUUAAAGCUACUUAACUUCAUAUCUGUAAAAUCGAAUUUUAUUGGAAUUCGUUCUAAUUGCUAUGCUGAUUUGUUGGUGUAUUUCUCAUUAAAAUGGAAGUUAUUCGAUAA